Hippocampus comes (tiger tail seahorse) is the source of this 1447-nucleotide messenger RNA. It is a transcript of the gene ilkap, whose product is annotated as integrin-linked kinase-associated serine/threonine phosphatase. Gene Ontology annotation, molecular function: cation binding; protein serine/threonine phosphatase activity. The record is from RefSeq and is a predicted model, not a curated record. Bases 256 to 1308 code for a protein of 350 amino acids. Gene Ontology annotation, biological process: protein dephosphorylation. The transcript is spliced from 10 exons. NCBI's taxonomy places the organism in Eukaryota, Metazoa, Chordata, Actinopteri, Syngnathiformes, Syngnathidae.
GAAGCAUUUGAAAAUGAAGACGAAGAAGACGCAGUCUGCAGUUUGCAGUCUGCAUGCCGUGUCGUAGAUGGUCAAUUUUGAGAUUAUUAGAAAUGAACCGUAAUUAAAAUUACAAAUGCCUUUAACAUUUUCAUCUAGUGAUCGAAUUUUAUCGUGUAAUCUCACCUGUUUAUAAACCUUACUUGCUGUCUCUAGUACGACGUUCACGGGUUCAGACGGACAGACGGCUAAACGAGGCUAGUCUUGCUUCGGAGAAUGAUGGAUCUAUUUGACGACCUACCGGAGCCCACUCAAACCGGUCGUGGCUCAGCUGCCAUUACAGUUUCGCCGCGAUCUGCCAAACACAUUGAUGAGAAGAGCGUCAAAAGGAAACGAGAGGAUGUAGAAUGUGAGGUGCAUCCGAAAGACGAAGAGGAGGAGAUCAAGAAAGUUUGUAGAGAAGGCCUCCCCAUGCUGCGAGGCUACGUGGCUGCGAGGCGCGGUGAGCGUGAGGAAAUGCAGGACGCUCACGUUCUACUUCCCGACAUGAGCGGCUGUCUAUCAACGCUGCCCGCUCAAAUAUCUGGGGCAUCGUAUUUUGCCGUGUUCGACGGUCAUGGCGGCACUCGGGCAUCACGCUUUGCGGCCGAGCAUCUUCACCACAUUCUGGCAACGAAGUUUCCCCGAGGUGAAAGUGAGAACCUGGACAAGCUGAUUAAAAAAUGCCUGGUGGACACUUUCCGCCAGACAGACGAGGACUUUCUGAAGAAAGCCACCAGCCAGAAGCCGGCGUGGAAAGAUGGUUCCACAGCAACCUGCAUGCUGGUGCUGGAUGACGUGGUCUACGUGGCCAACCUGGGAGACAGCAAGGCCGUGUUGUGUCGCAUGGAGGAGGAAGGAGAAGCCCUGGAGAAGCAGCCGACCACACUGGCGCUCAGUCGAGAACACAACCCAACUAUCUACGAGGAGAGGAUGAGGAUCCAGAGAGCAGGAGGAACUGUCAGGGAGGGGCGGGUGCUGGGCGUCCUGGAGGUGUCGCGCUCCAUCGGAGAUGGCCAGUACAAGCGAUGCGGCGUCAUUUCCACCCCAGACCUCAGAAGGUGUCAGCUGACAGCCAAUGACAGGUUCAUCAUCCUGGCUUGUGAUGGCUUGUUCAAAGUUUUUUCUGCAGAUGAAGCCGUCAGAUUCGUCUGGGACAUCCUUCAGGACAGUAAGUUGACGGACAAGGAGGAGCAGUUUGAAGCGGCCUGCCAACAGUUGGCCAGCGAGGCGGUGCGACGGGGCUGCGCUGACAACGUCACUGUCAUCCUAGUUUCUAUUGACUUCUGAACACACACACACACACACACACACACACACACACACACACACACAUAUGUAUAUGUAUGUAUAUGUGUGUGUGUGUGAAAACACACACUUGUGCAAUGACAUUGUUUUCCAAUAAAAUACCUGACUUCCUCUGUCAAAA